AUGGAUUUCUGGAAGGCUGUACUCGGAGGAUCUACCCCUGAUGGCAUAUCCACUGCUCGCCUCGCGGUGGUAGCUAUCACCACAGCAUACACCCAGUUUCUAGCAUACAGAGUGUGGAUAGUAAUCUACAAUCUCUACAUCAGCCCGUUAUCCAUAUUCCCCGGCCCCAAACUAGCAGCAGUCACCAACCUCCCCAGUCUAUACUGGACAUCCACAGGACAAAACCAAUACAAACUCAAACAGCUCCACGACAAGUACGGUGACGUCGUCAGAAUAAGCCCUACAGCACUCGUCUACCGAAGUGCCCAAGCAUGGAAGGAUAUCUACGGCCAUCGUAAAUCAGGGGAUGGGUCAUUUCUCAAAGAUCCUAAAUUCUACCUCAGGGGACCGAAUGGACCUAACCUCCUCAAUGCGGAUGAGGCCGACCAUGCGAGGGGGAGACGACUUCUCUCCCAUGCUUUUUCUGAAAGAGCCCUGCGAGACCAGGAAGGUCUUAUCCAGUCCUACGUGGAUUUACUAGUUGAACGAUUGAACGGAGAGAUCAAGGCUGCUAGAAAAUCGGUCGAUAUGACCCAAUGGUACAAUUUCACCACGUUCGAUAUCAUCGGCGAUCUAGCCUUCGGUGAACCAUUCGACUGUCUACGCGAAAGCCAGUAUCAUCCAUGGGUGAAGAUGGUUUUUAUGAGUACCAAGAUGGCCAUCCUCCAGCGACCGCUGGUGGUAUAUCCCUUCCUAGCUCCGAUUGUGAGGGGGUUACUUCCCAAGACACUAGCCCGAAUGCGAGCAGCUCAUUUUGCAUUGAGUGCGGAGAAGGUCCACCGUCGAUUAGAGACCAAGACUGAACGGCCUGAUUUCAUGACUUAUGUCCUUCGAUUCAACGAUGACCGCGCCAUGACUGCCCGUGAAAUGGAGAGUAAUGCUGCACUGUUGAUUCUUGCCGGAAGCGAAACGACUGCGACACUGCUAUCAGGCUUCACAUACUAUUCCCUCAAAGAUCCUGCAGUCUACAAGAAACUAGUAGACGAGAUCCGAGGAUCGUUCACUUCUUACGAGGAGAUUGACUUCCAAAGAAUCAGCCAGCUGAGUUACUUGAACGCAGCUCUGGAAGAAACACUGCGUGUUUACCCACCCGUUCCAGCGAUGAUACCGCGAGUAGUACCUCCAGGGGGAGCAGUGAUUGAUGGCACGUUUAUACCGGAGGGAAUAUCCGUGUCUGGACACCAUUAUUCAACAUACCAUGCCGAAGCUCAUUUCGCCGAGCCGGACUCGUUUAUUCCGGAGCGAUGGCUCGAGAGUCGAGAUGAGCGGUUUGAGAAUGAUGAUCGGUCUGUACUUCAUGCGUUCUCACUCGGGCCUCGGAAUUGUCUUGGGAGGAAUCUUGCAUAUGCCGAGAUGCGACUUAUUGCGGCCAAGCUUCUGUGGAGUUUCGACAUGAAUUUGGAAGAAAGUGCUACGGGUUGGCAUAUUCAGAAAUCAUUCAACGUUUGGGAGAAGAAGCCGCUGAUGGUGAAAUUAUCACCAGCGCAGCAUAUGUAA
Penicillium subrubescens is the source of this 1536-nucleotide messenger RNA. Its product is annotated as cytochrome P450. Bases 1 to 1536 code for a protein of 511 amino acids. Gene Ontology annotation, molecular function: iron ion binding; heme binding; oxidoreductase activity, acting on paired donors, with incorporation or reduction of molecular oxygen. NCBI's taxonomy places the organism in Eukaryota, Fungi, Ascomycota, Eurotiomycetes, Eurotiales, Aspergillaceae. The record is from RefSeq and is a predicted model, not a curated record. The transcript has 3 exons.